UUCUCUCUACAUCUCCUCUGCCACCUCCCUCCUCUUUCUCGCUCUCUCUCUCUUUCUCCACUCCCUCCCUCUUUCCUCCUCUUCCUCCUCCCAGCCACCUCUUCCUCUCCUCGCCGUGCCGCAUCAGACAUGGAGCAGGCCCGCCCACAGACCAGCGGGGAGGAGGAGCUACAACUGCAGCUGGCUCUGGCCAUGAGCCGAGAGGAGAGUGAAAAGCCUGCUCCCCCGGUGGAUACUGAUGAACAGACUCAGCUCCAGAUUGCCCUGAGCCUCAGCAAGGAGGACGCUCAGAAGCCGGCCUCGCCUCCUCCGGUUGCCUUGGAUAUGGAUGAAGAGAGACAGCUCCAGAUCGCCCUGAGCCUGAGCAAAGAGGAGCACCAGCAGGAGCAACGGAGUCGCCAAGGAGACGAGUCGUUGCUCCAAAAAGCUCUGGAGGAGAGUAAACGAGAGGCGGCGUCUGGUGGAAUUGGGGUAGGAACAGUUACCACACUAUGUAACCUACAGUAUAUAACAGUUACCACACCACUCUAUAUAACCUACAGUAUAUAA
Messenger RNA from Oncorhynchus gorbuscha (pink salmon), 549 nucleotides. Its product is annotated as epsin-3-like. NCBI's taxonomy places the organism in Eukaryota, Metazoa, Chordata, Actinopteri, Salmoniformes, Salmonidae. The record is from RefSeq and is a predicted model, not a curated record. The coding region runs from base 130 to 549 and encodes 139 amino acids. The transcript is spliced from 4 exons.